Molecule: messenger RNA, 786 nt
Organism: Seminavis robusta
Lineage: Eukaryota; Bacillariophyta; Bacillariophyceae; Naviculales; Naviculaceae
Source: the annotation of a GenBank genome assembly
AUGGAGCCUCCCGUCCGUGUUAGGAUCCAAGAUGCGUACGAGCGCAUCAAGGCCGAUGUUCCUGUUGGCGUCAACCCUGUGGUGAAAGUGCCUCUCUCUAUUUGGACGCACAACACCAAGCUCCACAUCAACGAAAUCGGAGCCGAUGGAUACGGGAGGUGGCGGUGGCACGGCUGGUGGCACUACGGGAACGACCGCCAGGCAAGCACUCGUCAAGUUGCCAAUCAGUCUCGGCAGGUGACGGCUAUGCAAACGCAACAGCAGGUACGAACGAACGAGGAGAUUCUGACAAGGAUUAUUGCGCAGCACAACCAGCUCCAGCAGCUCAUUGCGCAGGAAGGUAGGACCCGCGACAGUUCGGCUGCUGCUUUGAGAGGUUGGUUGGAGACUUGGCUUGGCGCGGAGCUGACGAAACUCAAUGGAAAUAUUUGCAGGAUUGCUGUUCAGCCUCCAAGGAUGGCAACACCUGAUCAGGCCUGCCAAGCUAGCCAAGUACAGAAACUGUUGGCUCUGCUUGGCAAGAGUGGAUGCAUGGUAUUGGUGGCAAAAGCCAGCCAAGAACUUCAUGCUGAUGAUAUCAGGGCUUGCAAGUCAACCUACUCCAGGAGGAAGCCACUCUGGACUCUCAUGGCUACACUUGUCAAUGCUCAGAAAGCUCCAGCUUGGGUCAUCUCCAAGAUUGAGGAGCAUUACAAAGGAAGUGUUUUGAAUAUUACUGCUGCCAUCAAGCAGGACACCAUUAUGGGCAGUCUGCAUGAGGAUCUUUGUAUUGUUCGUGCUCAGUAA